GGAACCUCCCGGAUCGCUGCCAGGAGUGGAUCCCAAGGAAUUCGUAGAAAACAAUCAUUCGAGACAACUCUGACAGAUACGAUGACGGGUUUUAGAGAGUUUCAGCGCCAAAGUUUGCAACAACUACGUCCAAAUUCUUUUGACGAAGAUGAUUACAAUGGAUUCGAUACUGCGGUGAAGAUAUUCGAAUCAAUGGAGCUUCCAAAUGACACCAAUUUCUAUUGGGCAUGCAUUCAUGCAUUUAAAGAAGAAAGAUUUUGGCGCAAGUACUUUGUUGACAGAGCCGAAAGAACCACAGAAGAUAAGUUGAAGUUUUUACAAGUUCUUACUGGAUAUACACCGGACAACGAAUUCGUGGGAAAGCGGUUAGAAUCUGGACAAAAGUUUGGUAGUCCAACUUGUGGGCAAUGUAAUUCUGGUUUCCAACAAUGGGGAACACCACCAAGUGCCCCACAAUGGGGAACACCGCCAAAUGCGCCGCAAUGGAGUUCACCUUCAAAUUCUCCGCAGUGGGGUACACCGCCAAAUGCUCCACAAUGGGGUACACCGCCAAAUGCUCCGCAGUGGGGUACACAUCCUGUUCCACAAUGGGGUGCACCUCAAAAUUUUCAACAAUGGGGUUCAUUAACAAGUACUCAACAAUGGGGUCCUACAUCUACUGUUCCGCAAUGGGGAUCAUCACCGACCACUCAUCGAUGGGGAUCAUCACAAGAUGCUCCACAAUAUAUUCCUCCGAGAAAUGUUCAACAUGGAUUUUCCCUAGAAACAGAAGUACAAACUACAACACAUGAAAAAGAAGUUCCUGUUUCCGAGAAUGUUAUCAGAGGUGUUUCACCGGAAUUCACGAAUUAUGCUUCUACAAGUAAAGCAUCACGUCCACGACGACGAGGAGGAUUAUUCAAUAUCUGGGGAACUGAACGUGGACUAAAUCUAAAUGAAACACAAGAAAGUGAUUCCACAUCGGAUAACUAGCUUAAUAAGAUUCGUGCUUUGUUUAUUGUCGUUAUGUUUUGUUUCAUAUUUUCUUUUGUAAUGUCUGUUAUGUAUUGUAUUUUUGAAUAAGGAUAUUUCUCAUUGAUUUAGUUUUUUAUUUUGUGGUUAAAAUUUUCAGGCUUUUCGUAUAUGUCAGUUGCGAUCACAAAAUCCCCAUAGUCUAAAUCACGAUGAAAGACUUGAGUUAUGGAAUUUAGAAAAUGAGCAAUUUGAAGAGUUAAUAAUUCAACCAUCAUUGAGUUAUUACAAUCGUUUCUUUGAAAGAGGAGCAGCUCAAACCGAUGGUGGUUUAGGAUGGAGAAAUAUUUGGCGUCGACUACAAGAAGAUGAUGCUGCGUGUCUUCAGUUACUACGAAUGUCUCUUGGUGUUUUCAGAUCUUUAU
Messenger RNA from Brassica napus (rape), 1376 nucleotides. RefSeq lists its product as uncharacterized. The transcript has a single exon. The annotation marks the transcript as partial. NCBI's taxonomy places the organism in Eukaryota, Viridiplantae, Streptophyta, Magnoliopsida, Brassicales, Brassicaceae. The record is from RefSeq and is a predicted model, not a curated record.